Gasterosteus aculeatus aculeatus (three-spined stickleback) is the source of this 5120-nucleotide messenger RNA. It is a transcript of the gene prkg1b, whose product is annotated as protein kinase cGMP-dependent 1b. NCBI's taxonomy places the organism in Eukaryota, Metazoa, Chordata, Actinopteri, Perciformes, Gasterosteidae. The record is from RefSeq and is a predicted model, not a curated record. Gene Ontology annotation, molecular function: ATP binding; cGMP-dependent protein kinase activity. Gene Ontology annotation, biological process: protein phosphorylation.
CCCUCGUUUUGCGCGCGCCCUCCUCCGGUUCUCCUUCAGACUGAAACGGAAACUCACGCGCGCGCAGCGAUUCACGCUCGUUCCUUUCGGAUCCGAGUUUUGUUUUUUGCAGCGCGGGUCUCCGUGACGCGAGGAGAUGGGACUGGGUCCCGGAGGUCCCGGAGGUCCCGGAGGUCCCGGAUGUCCCGGAGGUCCUGCAAUCUAACGCUUGUUUUUCACACUUUUCUCACUUCGCUGCUCUGCGUUUUCUUCACGCAGAUCAAAGUUGUGAAGGUUGUCUACAGUUUCCAGACGAGCUGCUGGUUGUCCCCGAGUCUCCAGGAGGUUUUUAACGCUUGUUAAAAGCCUGAUUUUUAGCUUCCGCCCUUUGGAGGAUUCCCACCUGAAUGUAGUCGCUCUUCUCUGUCUCUGAACCUGCGGAUGUGUACUUUUAUUCUGCGGGACUUUCCACUCACUUUGCUUCCAGAGCACCGGCUGCUUCACCUGUAGGAGAAGAAACCCUGGUGGUCCACAGCAGUUUCCCACUUGAUCGCCUUCAAAUCAGAACUUAGUUUUGAGGAAGGAGAGAAGGAACUGGGAGGACUGGUUACUGGUUCUGGUUCUACACACUUCUCCUCGAAGUUUGCUCAGUGUCUUUUCUUCAACAUCUAGAAUGACACAUUUUCACAUCUCUAUGAGUCUCUAGAGGAACCCGGGGAUUUUACGGACUCCAGUAUGCAAAACCUUGAGGACCCAAGAGAAGGAAACAGCUGCUCAGUAUCUGGAGGAACCAAGAGGAGAGUCCAAAGAGCCCAUAAACCAGAAGAACCCUACCUCCAUAAAGAGGUGCUCCGAGAAAACGGAAAUCUAGGUAAUUUCGUAAGUAUCUUAAGAAACAUAAUGCCAUUGAAGAGCUGUUGAGAAGCUGUAAACUUCCUGUAGAACCAUAAAGAUCCUUGAAAAAAUCCAUCUGACGAUCAAAACCCAAAGGACUUCUGACAAUCUCUAGGAUUGAUCCAGGAAGGAAUUUAUAAACAACUUCAGGGUACCUUAAGACUCUUGAGCAAUCUCUGGUUUUUUUCUAGAGCUUAGAGGGACCCUUAGACCCCCCAGUAAUCCUGGAGGGCAAAACAAACUUCACAGUACCAUCAAAAAUCCUAAUAAAGUGAGGAAACCAUGAGGCCAAUUAGGGAUAUGAAGAACACUGAGGAACCUGAAUUGUAGGAAAUCUGCAAACGUUUAAAGACCUUUAGGAUCCUUGAGGUUAUGUACUUUAAGGAGUCCUUCGAGGACCCUCACACUCCGGAGGAACCCUGAGGACCCCCCCAAUGGGCACCCUGCGAGACCUGCAGUACGCCCUGCAGGAGAAGAUCGAGGAGCUGCGGCAGCGCGACACCCUGAUCGACGAGCUUGAGCUGGAGCUUGACCAGAAAGACGAGCUGAUCCAACGGCUGCAGACAGAGCUGGACAAGUACCGGUCCGUGCUGCGGCCCGCCACGGCCCAGCAGGUCCAGGCCCAGCAGCAGAACCUGGUCCCGCAACCGGACCAGCACCGCAGCAAGCGGCAGGCUAUCUCCGCCGAGCCCACGGCCUGCAACAUCAGCGACCUGAGCCACGUGACCCUGCCCUUCCAUCCCAAGAGCCCCCAGUCCAAGGAGAUGAUAAAGGACGCCAUCUUGGACAACGAUUUCAUGAAGAACCUGGAGCUGUCUCAGAUCCAGGAGGUGGUGGACUGCAUGUACCCCGUGGACUAUGGAAAGGACGCCUGCAUCAUCAAGGAGGGCGACGUGGGCUCUCUCGUCUACGUGAUGGAAGAGGGGAAGGUGGAGGUGACUAAGGAGGGGAAGAAGCUGUGUACGAUGGGUCCAGGCAAAGUGUUCGGGGAGCUGGCCAUCCUCUACAACUGCACCCGGACGGCCACCGUCAUGACGCUGAUGCACGUGAAGCUGUGGGCGAUCGACCGUCAGUGUUUCCAGACCAUCAUGAUGAGAACCGGACUCAUCAAACACGCCGAAUACAUGGACUUCCUCAAGAGUGUCCCCACAUUCCAGGGUCUCCCGGAGGAGACGCUCACUAAACUGGCUGAUGUAAUGGAGGAGACUCACUAUGAAGAAGGAGAGUUCAUCAUCAGACAGGGAGCCAGAGGAGACACCUUCUUCAUCAUCAGCAUGGGAAAGGUGAACGUGACCCAGGAGGAUUCAGCCAAUCAGGAGCCAGCUCACCUCAGAGUGCUCAGCAGGGGAAGCUGGUUUGGAGAGAAGGCCCUGCAGGGUGAAGAUGUGAGAACAGCAAAUGUCAUCGCCGCCGAGGCCGUCUCCUGCCUGGUCAUCGACCGAGACUCCUUCAACCACCUGCUUGGAGGACUGGAGGACGUCUCCGUCAGGGGACACGAGGACGCUGAGGCCAAAGCCAGGUACGAGGCGGAGAACACCUUCUUCUCCAGCCUGAAGCUGAAGGACUUCAACAUCAUCGACACGCUGGGAGUCGGCGGCUUCGGACGCGUCGAGUUGGUGCAGUUGAAGAACGAGGAGGCGAAGACAUUUGCCAUGAAGAUCCUGAAGAAGCGACACAUCGUGGACACGAGACAACAGGAACACAUCCGCUCGGAAAAACACAUCAUGACCGAGGCGCACUCCGACUUCGUCGUGAGGUUGUACCGGACCUUUAAAGACACUAAAUACUUGUACAUGUUGAUGGAGGCCUGUCUGGGAGGAGAGCUGUGGACCAUACUGAGAGACAGGGGCUCGUUUGAGGACUCCACCACCAGGUUCUACACAGGCUGUGUGGUCCUGGCCUUCGCCUACCUGCACGCCAAAGGCAUCAUUUACAGAGACCUGAAACCUGAGAACCUCAUCCUGGACAGCCGCGGAUACGCCAAACUGGUGGACUUUGGUUUUGCCAAGAAGAUUGGUUUCUGUAAGAAGACGUGGACGUUCUGCGGGACGCCGGAGUACGUGGCUCCGGAGAUCAUCCUCAACAAAGGCCACGAUGUGUCUGCAGACUAUUGGUCUCUAGGAAUCCUGAUGUACGAGUUGCUGACCGGCAGUCCCCCGUUUUCAGGUCCGGAUCCAAUGAAAACCUAUAACGUCAUCCUGAGGGGCAUCGACAUGAUCGAGUUCCCCAAGAAGAUCCCCAAGAACGCCGCCAGCCUCAUCAAGAAGCUCUGCAGAGAUAAUCCCUCAGAGAGACUUGGAAACCUGAAGAACGGAGUCAAAGACAUCCAGAAGCACAAGUGGUUCGAAGGUUUUAACUGGGAGGGUUUGAAGAAGGGAACUCUGACUCCUCCCAUCACACCCAAUGUUUCCUCUCCGACCGACACCGGCAACUUCGACAAUUUUCCCGAAGACGCAGACGAGCCGCCACCAGACGACACCUCCGGAUGGGACUACGACUUUUAGUCGGGAUUGAUACCCGAGUGAGGUCGGAAUCCGAGGCAAAGGAGACUUCUCAAUGGGGCUAAUGGAAGAUGAGCUUCACGAGCCACCUGGAGGACCUUUUCUCCCCAAGUAGCCGACUGUGUCCUGAGUUUUUAGAGCCUUGUGGGAUUCAAACUCCCGAUGAUUUGUCGCCACAUUGUGCCCUCGUGUGGUUCAUGCUGAGUGUGAGGAAAGGCGGCGGAAGGGACUCCAAUCAAACUGGUCCCUCUACCUGGAGGAAUAACUAACCAUCUGAUAAACAUCUGAUGAUGUGUCUCCAAGUCCAGGGAGGACUUCUUCCUGAAGUCUCUCAGUGGAGGAAGAAGGUCCGAGAAAUCUCUGAGUGACAAAUACCUGCUUCAAAAGGUCAAUGAAGUCAUCCUCUUGAUUUUAGUAAAAGAACUCUGGGACAAAACCCCUCCAUGUCCCAAAUAGAAAUAAUCGAGUCCAUAAAUCUCUGAAGCUCUUCAGUCUAAAUGUUGUCGCCAGAGAAAUCUCAUUAUGAAAUGUGCUCAAUGGACCCAGUGAGAGACAGUAGAGACAGUAGAGACAGUAGAGACAGACGAGCCAACGUGGCUGUAAAGAAGAUGGCCGAUCUCAUAACAUCGGACAGCCAGUGGAAAAACGCUGCUCCGCUGAGGCUGAUGCUUCACACAAGGUUACGCUCACACAACUACUGCUGCCCGAUUCUGGAAGUCCUCAGGUGCUGAUCAGACCACGUGGACCCAGUCAUGGAUCUCUGUAUUUGGGCCAGAAAACCUGAGGUCACCGUGAUGCCUUCACUCGUCGCUCAUAGCCGAGGAACUCGUAAGUCGGGUGUAGCGGCAGAUGACGUUUUCUGCUUUUAAACUUUCCUUUUCCAUCCUUCUAAUGGAGUGAAUCUGUGCAUCACUGCAUACGAGUAGAUGUUCUCUACAUAUUUCCUUCAUUUGUUUUCUAACACACGCACAAACACUCCUUUUUCACACACACAUUUUAUGUUUAUUAUCAGCUCUGUUUUUCAUGGUGUUUCAAAGAGGAACAGUGGAGCUGCUUCAUGAUGGAUCCUCCACAUGUCCCACUUUCUAAAGCUGUCUGUUGAAUUGUUUUAUGUGCAGGUCAAGGUCAUGUGACCCUGAGCUCCACAGCCUCUCCUGAAUCCACCAGAUUCUUCUGUUUCCAUUUUCCAAGGUCCGCCUGUCUGUCUUUCAGUAUCUUGUGGCCUUUUGGAAAAUCAGCUUCUUUUUCUCUGAAUGUGGCACAUGAUGUUUUAACGUUUCAGAACUCUGCAUGAAAAAGGUUCAGUUUUCACCUCCAGAGGUUAGCUUCGAUAGGUUGUUGUUGCUGAGAAUGAGAGAUUAGCCUAGCUUAGCAUGGAAGCUAGCUUAGUGUUUUGUUCCCAGUGAGCGCAACAACCAAACACACCUAAUGAAGUAUCUUGAUUUAGUGUAGAAGUAGUGACAGUAACCUGUGAAUGCCCAGAUGUGGAUCAAUAUGUCAACUUUGCAUAUUGUUAUGAAAAGGAGAAAUAUUAAUGUUCAUAUUAAUUUUUAGUGAUAUUUUGUGGUUAUGAGAUUCUAUGAUAAAGUAUUGCAGAUUUAUUUGUAUAUAGGAAUAUGGUAUUUAAUGAGAUCUCAGCUGUUAGUAUUGUUGUUAUUUUUGAGUCUCUCUCUGUUUUAAAAAGCUUUAUGAGCUUGACUGUUUAAGUGAUUUCGUUUUAAAUAAAGGCUGUAAAAAAAGAAGAAA